GUUUUACAGUAUAAGGUUUCCGAUCGAAUAGGGGAUUUCUUAUCGCUUAGAAUUAUUGCUUAGGUUUUGAUUUUGGGUUUGAGUUUCCUUGUUUUUCAAUCGAAGUUUGUCUCUCUGAAAUUUUGGUUUUUUUUUUGCGGUAAUGGCGUCAAUGCAGUCGAUAUCAACUGCUUUAGAAUCCGCUAAUAAGAAAAAAGAAAAUCUUCGUAAAGCUUUCGAAGAUCUUCAAUCUCAUUCGUCUUUUCUUUCUUCUUUUGUCCUUCAAUGGAAGGAUUUAGAAGAACACUUUCAAUCGAUACAGAAAUCGAUUGAUGAACGUUUCAAUGAGCUUAAAUCGAAAGAGAAAGUAUCAUCAAUGAACGGAUCACAAUCACAAUCUCUUGAUAAACAACUAGUUGUUGUGAAAGAGGAGAAAGAAUUAGAUAAUAAUUCUGAAACCAUUGUUCCUCGUCCUGAAUUCAAGUCUCUCUGUAGUAAUAUGAAUGGUAUAGGGUUAAGAACAUAUAUUAUGAACAAUCGUAAAGAUGUUAGUGCCAUUCAUGAAGUUGGUGUUGCUCUUAAACUUGCACCUGAUCCAGCAAAACUUGUUUUAGAUUCAAUGGUAGGGUUUUUUGUCCCAAAUUCUAAAGGUGAUAAAGAUGGAGAAGAGGCAGCUACGAGAAGAACUUGCAUUCUUCUAUUGGAGAAAUUAUAUGAUAUUUCUCCACAAAUUAAACCUCAAAUCAAAGAGAAAGCAAUGCAAGUGGCAAUUGAGUGGAAAGGAAAGCUUUCUAAAGGAGAGGAUAAUCCUUUAGAACGAUUAGGAUUUUUGCAACUGUUAGUUACUUAUCACCUUGUAUCUUCUUUUGAUGCAAAAGAGCUUAUUGAUUUAGUUGUUUCUAUUGCUAAGCGAAAGCAGGCGAUCGAUUUAUGUCGUUCUCUCGGCUUCACAGAUAGAAUUCCAGAUCUCAUCCGUAAACUUAUUGAAAAAGGAAGACAUCUUGAAGGUGUCAAGUUUGCUUAUGCGUUUGAACUGGUGGGAAUGUUUCCGCCAGUACCCCUUCUAAAAUCAUAUAAAAAACAUGCAAAGAAGCUCGCUGAUGAUGUGCGGCAGAAAGGAAAUCAAUCUCUUCAAGCGCAGAAUGAGGCGACAGCCAAACAAAUCUCUGCCCUCAAAGCUAUAGUCAAGUGCAUUGAAGAGCACAAACUCGAAGCUGAAUACCCACGUGAGGGGCUAGAUGUUCAUAUUUCACAAUUGGAAAAGCAAUUAUCUUCAAAGAAAAGAGCAACUAAUGUCCCAGCAGCUGUUGGUAAGCAACAACAGAAACAACAGGCACAACCACCACAACAACAUUCAGGAAACAAGCGUAGUGGCACAACAGCUGGUUCCAGUCAACAACAACAUACAGGAAAUAAGCGUUCUCGAGGACCACCAUCAUCUCAGGCUUUACCUUCCAGUGCGAAGAGUGUUGGUGUACCACCUAGUCAAGCUGACUACUAUGAACCACCACCUAGCCAAGCUGAGUAUUAUCACCCUUCUAGCAUGUUAUUACAUGGCCAAGAUAGAGUGUCACCAUACCUUGGUGGCGCCCUUUCAUCGGCUCACCACUACAGUGUAGGCCCUUCAUCGGCCCACCAUUAUAGAGAUUUGUCUGGUUCCCAGUAUUCGAGUAGUUCGGGUGCACCAGGGCCUUAUGGUGCUGGGUCUAGUUCACUUAAUUACGGGCUAAACCUAAGCCCAUCUAGGUCCCAACUUUAUUCAUUUGAGCAUCAUCUUUCAAAUGCUCUCUAUGAAAGGUCAGUGGCGGCUGCUCAUGGUGGGGCUGGUGGUGCUCAUGUUUUGCCACCAACUCAUCACCACUCUGCAGCAGGUUUUAAUGUUAAGGGUUUACCCCCAACUAGCCAUCCGUCUUACUAUCCUUGAGCGUUCUGCGGGCUUCUAUAGUUUCAGUGUAUAGGAGUACAUAUUAUGUCAGCAUGACUGCCUUCUUAUGAAUGGAGCUACGACGAUUUUCUUGCUGCCAAUGAAAUCGUUGUAUAUAUGAAUGCUCUUUGAAACUGAGUGACUUAUAUGUUAGACUUUUAUUAGAAUUUGAACUUCAACAUUUUCAUCGUUACAGGGUUCUUCUACUGUUCUCUUUUUGGAUCAUGUUUCUGGUACCCUAGUUAUUUGAUUACUUUCUGUUCUAAACCUUUGAUAAUAGUUACAGUAUCUUGUAGCCUGGUUUUAAAACUAGAUGGUCCUUUACAAUUCUAAAUCUGAACUGAAGUGGUUAGUCAUUUGAUCUUUUGCUGAUUUCUGAGAAAAAGAUUCUUAGUUAUCAUACUAGAGCGCCAUGUGUCCAAGUUUGGGUAUACAGAGGCAUUCGGUUUAUUGGCUCUGUAUGCCAUCCUAUAGUUAUUCUCCUCACUCGGUGUAUGAACAUUCCGUGUAAGCAUGAUUACAUGUUCCAUUCCUGAUGGAACAAGUUGAUCUCGUUUCAGUAUCACUAUGAGUUUCAUGCCUCACGUGGUACCUUGCUUGCGUUUAUGCUAGUAAAUAAAUAAAUGAGGUCAGAUGGAUUCACCUUCAGUUAGAUUGAAGAUUUUUAGUUUAUUGCAGAGUUAGAUUUGCACUGCUCUCUGGAAAAGUGAGCUUAAAUUAGGUCGAAGAGACUCAUUUUUAGUGGGAUUGAAGAUGAUUAGUUAAUUGUACAGUCUCAUUUGAACUUCUUGUCACUGUCAUAGUCGUAUUGGAUUUAACUUGGUAUAAUUCCAUUUCAAAGAUUUGUGUUCCACAUUCUAAGCUCGUAAAUUGUAUAUUGAAUGAGUAAAACCCCAUAACUUCGGA
Molecule: messenger RNA, 2809 nt
Organism: Papaver somniferum (opium poppy)
Lineage: Eukaryota; Viridiplantae; Streptophyta; Magnoliopsida; Ranunculales; Papaveraceae
Product: FRIGIDA-like protein 3
Exons: 3
Coding region: 143-1903 (586 amino acids)
Source: RefSeq, a predicted model, not a curated record